Molecule: messenger RNA, 533 nt
Organism: Psylliodes chrysocephalus
Lineage: Eukaryota; Metazoa; Arthropoda; Insecta; Coleoptera; Chrysomelidae
Source: the annotation of a GenBank genome assembly
UUUAACACAACGGUGGAAUCGGUCCUUAUUAACGGACAACGAUUUACACAUGGGAUGAGCAAUCUAUAUGACCAUAUAACAUUGGAUUUUCAUGACAAAUGUCAAAUUAAAGUCAAUUUUUAUCUAGAAAUCGCCAUAUUUAUUUCAUUGUCAGUGUUAUAUAAAUCUUUCAAAAAUAAGAAAAAUAAUAAAUCAGCAAAAUGCAGGGAAUGUCGAUUAAAUCGUUGACUAAACACAAGGCAUUGAUCCCUCUCUAUUUUUGUGUUGCAUUGGGUUGUGCUGGAGCAGCUUUUUACACGGCAAGAUUAGCUUUUAGAAACCCCGACGUCCAGUGGAAUAGAUCAGGGGAUAUUUCCAACGAAGAAUUCAGACAAAAACAAUACAAAUUCUACUCUCCUAAUGUAGAUUAUUCCAAAAUGGAAAGCCCUGCUCCCAAAUAUUAGAUUAUUUUAUGAAAUAGUAACUAGUAGUUAGCCCAUGUACAAUAAAUUAAUAAUUAUAAGCUAUUAAUAAAUGAAACGAAGGUAUAUUAG